AUGAUUCAAGCUUGUCCACCUAAGGGAGAGAGAGGAGUUGCAGGAGAGAAGGGACCCCCAGGAGUGAAAGGAGUGAGAGGGCCUCAAGGAGAAAUGGGACCACCUGGAAGAGAAGGCGAUGUAGGAUUGCCAGGUAUGCCUGGACCGAGAGGACCGAUGGGACCGCAGGGUGAGCGAGGAGUUGAAGGAGAUCCAGGACCACCAGGGAGAGCUGCUGCUGGACGAUGA
Messenger RNA from Brugia malayi, 228 nucleotides. RefSeq names its product collagen, putative. The coding region runs from base 1 to 228 and encodes 75 amino acids. The transcript is spliced from 2 exons. Lineage: Eukaryota; Metazoa; Nematoda; Chromadorea; Rhabditida; Onchocercidae. The record is from RefSeq and is a predicted model, not a curated record.